Messenger RNA from Chlorocebus sabaeus (green monkey), 8641 nucleotides. It is a transcript of the gene ADGRL1, whose product is annotated as adhesion G protein-coupled receptor L1. Gene Ontology annotation, cellular component: plasma membrane; axon; presynaptic membrane. Gene Ontology annotation, molecular function: carbohydrate binding; latrotoxin receptor activity; G protein-coupled receptor activity. Gene Ontology annotation, biological process: adenylate cyclase-activating G protein-coupled receptor signaling pathway; cell surface receptor signaling pathway; heterophilic cell-cell adhesion. The record is from RefSeq and is a predicted model, not a curated record. NCBI's taxonomy places the organism in Eukaryota, Metazoa, Chordata, Mammalia, Primates, Cercopithecidae.
GGCGAGCAGGCGGCUUGUCAUUGCUGGUGCCCGGCGCCGGCUCGGUCCGCGCGUCCUGCGGUGCCCACGGGCCCGGCCCGGCGCCCCCCCUCCGGCCGCAGCGGGGGCGCGACGCCGCGGCACCCGCCUCCAGCCGCGCCGCCCCCCCUCCGCCAGCUCCGCGCCGCCCACCCCCAACCCGAGCCCCCCGCGGCCACUGCGGGGAGCCCGAGCCGUCGGCGCGGGAGCUGUCGGCGCUGCGGCGCCCCCGCCCCGCCGUCUGCCGAGGAGGCCCCGGCUGAUGGGGCCGCGCGGGCCCCGGAGCGGCGCCGCCGGGCGGCGGGGGCCUGCAGGGGCGCCCCGGCUGCCCCGUUAACCCCUCGGCCAUCGCCGCCGUCGGAGGGGGCUGGGAAGUCGCCUGGGCGCACACGUGCCGCCUCCGUCGGGGCCGCGGAGCUGCGGGGGAGAUGCGGGCCGCUGCCGGCGCCGCCUCGGGGCGCUCCGCCUCGCCCCAGCCCCCGGCGCUCUGACGCCGCCCCCGCCCCACCGCCUCGCUCCCCGGGAGGGGCGCAGACCCGAUCGCCCCCAGUCCCGAGCCUCCGCCGCCGCGAGGGGGCCGCCUUUGGUUCCGUGUAAUCCGCCUCUUUUUUUUUCUUUUCUUUUUUUUUUUUUUUUAAUUUUUGGUCGGUGGCGGCGGUGCUGGGCUAGGGGAAGGAAGGGACACGGAGGCCGCCCUCGCCCCGCCACCUCCUAUCCGCUUCCCCUCAGCCCCGGCUCCGGGAGAUGUGCCGGGCGGGGGGCCCGGGUUCGCGGAGCCGCAGAAGAGACACGCUGGGCCGACCCCAGAGCGGCGCUGGACAGGCUGGUGGUCCAGGCCGUGGUGCCCGCCAGGUGAUGCGGGGCGAAGCCCCCCGCACAGGUCACUGAGAGUCCCGGACACGCACCCGGCUGCCACCAUGGCCCGCCUGGCCGCAGUGCUCUGGAAUCUGUGUGUCACCGCCGUCCUGGUCACCUCGGCCACCCAAGGCCUGAGCCGGGCCGGGCUCCCGUUCGGGCUGAUGCGCCGGGAGCUGGCGUGUGAAGGCUACCCCAUCGAGCUGCGGUGCCCUGGCAGCGACGUCAUCAUGGUGGAAAACGCCAACUACGGGCGCACGGACGACAAGAUUUGCGACGCUGACCCUUUCCAGAUGGAGAAUGUGCAGUGCUACCUGCCAGACGCCUUCAAGAUCAUGUCACAGAGGUGUAACAACCGCACCCAGUGCGUGGUGGUCGCCGGCUCGGAUGCCUUUCCUGACCCCUGUCCUGGGACCUACAAGUACCUGGAGGUGCAGUACGACUGUGUCCCCUACAAAGUGGAGCAGAAAGGGAUUGGGGGGGUGGGGCGGGGCCCCCCACCUUUCUGACAUCAGCGCUGCCUUGGUCCCUCCUCCCGAGCCGGGGAUGGUCGCAGUCUUCGUGUGCCCAGGGACCCUGCAGAAGGUGCUGGAGCCCACCUCGACACAUGAGUCGGAGCACCAGUCUGGCGCGUGGUGCAAGGACCCGCUGCAGGCAGGUGACCGCAUCUACGUGAUGCCCUGGAUCCCCUACCGCACGGACACGCUGACCGAGUACGCCUCGUGGGAGGACUACGUGGCCGCCCGCCACACCACCACCUACCGCCUGCCCAACCGCGUGGAUGGCACAGGCUUUGUGGUCUAUGAUGGUGCCGUCUUCUACAACAAGGAGCGCACGCGCAACAUCGUCAAGUAUGACCUGCGGACGCGCAUCAAGAGCGGGGAGACAGUCAUCAAUACCGCCAACUACCAUGACACCUCGCCCUACCGCUGGGGCGGCAAGACCGACAUUGAUCUGGCGGUGGACGAGAAUGGGCUGUGGGUCAUCUACGCCACCGAGGGCAACAACGGGCGGCUGGUGGUGAGCCAGCUGAACCCCUACACACUGCGCUUCGAGGGCACAUGGGAGACGGGUUACGACAAGCGGUCGGCGUCCAACGCCUUCAUGGUGUGCGGGGUCCUGUACGUGCUGCGUUCCGUGUACGUGGAUGAUGACAGCGAGGCGGCUGGCAACCGCGUGGACUAUGCCUUCAACACCAAUGCCAACCGCGAGGAGCCUGUCAGCCUCGCCUUCCCCAACCCCUACCAGUUCAUUUCCUCCGUUGACUACAACCCUCGCGACAACCAGCUGUACGUCUGGAACAACUAUUUCGUCGUGCGCUACAGCCUGGAGUUCGGGCCGCCCGACCCCAGUGCUGGUGAGGACGACUCACUUCCAGGCCCAGCCACUUCCCCACCCCUCAGCACGACCACCACAGCCAGGCCCACGCCCCUCACCAGCACAGCCUCGCCCGCAGCCACCACCCCGCUCCGCCGGGCACCCCUCACCACGCACCCAGUGGGUGCCAUCAACCAGCUGGGACCUGAUCUGCCUCCAGCCACAGCCCCAGCCCCCAGCACCCGGCGGCCCCCAGCCCCGAAUCUACAUGUGUCCCCUGAGCUCUUCUGCGAGCCCCGAGAGGUGCGGCGGGUCCAGUGGCCGGCCACCCAGCAGGGCAUGCUGGUGGAGAGACCCUGCCCCAAGGGGACUCGAGGAAUUGCCUCCUUCCAGUGUCUACCAGCCUUGGGGCUCUGGAACCCCCGGGGCCCUGACCUCAGCAACUGCACCUCCCCCUGGGUCAACCAGGUGGCCCAGAAGAUCAAGAGUGGGGAGAACGCGGCCAACAUCGCCAGCGAGCUGGCCCGACACACCCGGGGCUCCAUCUACGCGGGGGACGUCUCCUCCUCUGUGAAGCUGAUGGAGCAGCUGCUGGACAUCCUGGACGCCCAGCUGCAGGCCCUGCGGCCCAUCGAGCGCGAGUCAGCUGGAAAGAACUACAACAAGAUGCACAAGCGAGAGAGAACUUGCAAGGAUUAUAUCAAGGCCGUGGUGGAGACAGUGGACAAUCUGCUCCGGCCAGAAGCUCUGGAGUCCUGGAAGGACAUGAAUGCCACGGAGCAGGUGCACACGGCCACCAUGCUCCUGGACGUCCUGGAGGAGGGUGCCUUCCUGCUGGCUGACAAUGUCAGGGAGCCUGCCCGCUUCCUGGCUGCCAAGGAGAACGUGGUCCUGGAGGUCACAGUCCUGAACACAGAGGGCCAGGUGCAGGAGCUGGUGUUCCCCCAGGAGGAGUACCCAAGAAAGAACUCUAUCCAGCUGUCUGCCAAAACCAUCAAGCAGAACAGCCGCAAUGGGGUGGUCAAAGUUGUCUUCAUCCUCUACAACAACCUGGGCCUCUUCCUGUCCACGGAGAAUGCCACAGUCAAGCUGGCCGGCGAAGCAGGCCCGGGUGGCCCUGGGGGCGCCUCUCUAGUGGUGAACUCACAGGUCAUCGCAGCAUCCAUCAACAAGGAGUCCAGCCGUGUCUUCCUUAUGGACCCUGUCAUCUUCACUGUGGCCCACCUGGAGGACAAGAACCACUUCAAUGCCAACUGCUCCUUCUGGAACUACUCGGAGCGUUCCAUGCUGGGCUACUGGUCGACCCAGGGCUGCCGCCUGGUGGAGUCCAACAAGACCCAUACCACGUGUGCCUGCAGCCACCUCACCAACUUCGCGGUGCUCAUGGCUCACCGCGAGAUCUACCAGGGCCGCAUCAACGAGCUGCUGCUGUCGGUCAUCACCUGGGUGGGCAUCGUGAUCUCCCUGGUCUGCCUGGCCAUCUGCAUCUCCACCUUCUGCUUCCUGCGGGGGCUACAGACUGACCGCAACACCAUCCACAAGAACCUGUGCAUCAACCUCUUCCUGGCUGAGCUGCUUUUCCUGGUCGGGAUCGACAAGACUCAGUAUGAGAUUGCCUGCCCCAUCUUCGCUGGCCUGCUGCACUACUUCUUCCUGGCCGCCUUCUCCUGGCUGUGCCUGGAGGGUGUGCACCUCUACCUGCUGCUGGUGGAGGUGUUUGAGAGCGAGUAUUCCCGCACCAAGUACUACUACCUGGGCGGCUACUGCUUCCCGGCUCUGGUGGUGGGCAUCGCGGCUGCCAUUGACUACCGCAGCUAUGGCACCGAGAAGGCCUGCUGGCUCCGAGUGGACAAUUACUUCAUCUGGAGUUUCAUCGGACCCGUCUCCUUCGUUAUCGUGGUCAACCUGGUGUUCCUGAUGGUGACCCUGCACAAGAUGAUCCGAAGCUCAUCUGUGCUCAAGCCUGACUCCAGCCGCCUGGACAACAUUAAAUCCUGGGCUCUGGGGGCCAUUGCGCUGCUGUUCCUGCUGGGCCUCACCUGGGCUUUCGGCCUCCUCUUCAUCAACAAGGAGUCAGUGGUCAUGGCCUAUCUCUUCACCACCUUCAACGCCUUCCAGGGGGUCUUCAUCUUCGUCUUUCACUGCGCCUUACAGAAGAAGGUGCACAAGGAGUACAGCAAGUGCCUGCGUCACUCCUACUGCUGCAUCCGCUCCCCUCCCGGGGGCACUCACGGAUCCCUCAAGACCUCAGCCAUGCGAAGCAACACCCGCUAUUACACAGGGACUCAGAGCCGAAUUCGGAGGAUGUGGAAUGACACUGUGAGGAAACAGACGGAGUCCUCCUUCAUGGCGGGUGACAUCAACAGCACCCCAACCCUGAAUCGAGGUACCAUGGGGAACCACCUGCUGACCAACCCUGUGCUGCAGCCCCGUGGGGGCACCAGCCCCUACAACACCCUCAUCGCCGAGUCGGUGGGCUUCAAUCCCUCCUCGCCCCCUGUCUUCAACUCCCCAGGGAGCUACCGGGAACCCAAGCACCCCUUGGGAGGCCGGGAAGCCUGUGGCAUGGACACCCUGCCCCUGAACGGCAACUUUAACAACAGUUACUCCUUGCGAAGUGGGGAUUUCCCUCCCGGGGAUGGGGGCCCCGAGCCGCCCCGAGGCCGGAACCUAGCGGAUGCGGCGGCCUUCGAGAAGAUGAUCAUCUCGGAGCUGGUGCACAACAACCUGCGGGGGAGCAGCAGCGUGGCCAAGGGCCCUCCACCGCCUGAGCCCCCCGUGCCACCUGUGCCAGGGGGCGGGGGUGAGGAAGAGGCAGGCGGGCCCGGGGGUGCUGACCGGGCUGAGAUUGAACUUCUCUAUAAGGCCCUGGAGGAGCCUCUGCUGCUGCCCCGGGCCCAGUCGGUGCUGUACCAGAGCGAUCUGGACGAGUCAGAGAGCUGCACGGCCGAGGACGGCGCCACCAGCCGGCCCCUCUCCUCCCCUCCGGGCCGGGACUCCCUCUAUGCCAGCGGGGCCAACCUGCGGGACUCACCCUCCUACCCGGACAGCAGCCCUGAGGGGCCCAGUGAGGCCCUGCCCCCACCCCCUCCUGCACCCCCUGGUCCCCCCGAAAUCUACUACACCUCACGCCCGCCAGCCCUGGUGGCCCGGAAUCCCCUGCAGGGCUACUACCAGGUGCGGCGUCCUAGCCACGAGGGCUACCUGGCAGCCCCAGGCCUUGAGGGGCCAGGGCCCGAUGGGGACGGGCAGAUGCAGCUGGUCACCAGUCUCUGAGGGGACCUCAUGGACCAGGGGCUGGUGGCCCAGGCCAGGGAGGGAACCCUGGGCAGGACUCUGGUGGGAGAGGGAGACAGAUGGAGGCAGUGGCUGGUGGGCCACUCUCUCCAGGUGCCCCUCAGCCAUGGGCCCUACAGUCCCCUCAGGGGACUCUGACCUGGGGGCCUGAGGUGCCAGGGUUCACAGACAGGGUUUCCCACCAGCCACACGCACCAGCUCUAUUUGGGGGAAGUGUAGUGAGGAGGAGCCCAGAAGUCCCUAGGGGAGUGAGGAGGGAGAACUUGGAAGGGUGCAGCCCACUUCCAGACUCCCCACUCUCCCACCCUUCUACGCAGUGAAGGGAAAUGAGGGCUUUAGUUUCCCUGGGCGGGAGGGGCAGCUUCUGAGGUUGCCAAAGGCCCCUACUGGAUCGAACCUGUCAGCUGCUCCUCUCUGCAGCCAGAAAUGCUGCCGGCUGCACCCAGAGGGAGCAGUGAGGCAGGCCAGAUGGACAGGUUCCUCCUGCGCUACAGUUCCUUGCUCCCUGGAGACUGGGAAAAGGCCACAGGGCAGGGGGACUGGGCGGUGAUGGCUGGUGGUUUAAAGGUCGAACUUUCUCUGAAGCUCCUUUCCCCUUGCUCUUGGUCCCUGCCCCCCAAGCAAGCCUGCCCCCUCUGCCUCCCAGUGCACCCAAUGACCCCCUCCCUUGGGGCGACUCCUGAUGAAGCACAACUCCCCGUAGGGCCCCCAGCCCACAGGGGUGGCCAUAUUUGGGCAGUUCCCAGUCCUGUGGGCUCGGCUAUCUGGGGAGCAGAUUUUGGGUCUGGAUCUCCCUGGGGAGUGGGUCCUGGGCUUGGAUCUUUCCCUAGGGGGCCCUCUUACUCCAUCUUCUCUCCUCCUCCUCCUUCCCCAUUGCUGUAAAUAUUUCAACGAAAUGGAAAAGAAAAAAAAAAAAAGACAAAAAAAAAAAAAAGACAAAAAAAAUCUCAUCACUUGAAGCCACCGGGAGCCUGCGGCCCGGGCCAACCUGGGCUUUCUCCGGAGCAGAGCGGCGCUGCCGGCCCGGCAGCCAGGACUUCUCCGUGUACGUGCAUCCCCAGUCCCCGCCGGAGCGGGCGGGCCGCCAGAGCAGCUUUUUACAAUCCAGAGACAGAAAACAAAAUCUAGAUGCAACAGCGAAACAAAGAACCCAUUUCCUUCCUGGCACCCAUUUCUGUCCCCUCCUUUCCUGCUCUGCCUGCCCAGCAUCAUCAGCCCUCCUGGGGCGUGUACCUCACUGCCUGCCCCAGGACCAGAGGCCUGUCUCCCCCUUCCCUCCCCAUCGGCCCGGGGGAGACCCCCUCACACCCAAAGAUACUUUGUCAAGAUGGCUGCGCUGUCCCUUUGAGUUCCUGCUUCUUGUAUAUUGCUUUGGGGACUCUAGCUGGGGAAAAUGGGGCUGAUUUCCCACCUAGAGGGGUUGAUGGCCGGAGGAAAAUGGGGAGGAACUGGGGUUAUGGAGGGCAUGGGUACGGCUGAGGAGGGUGCUGGAGUGGCAACGUGGUCUUCUGUCUGGGGGAGAGGGAAGGGGCAAAGGUGAGAGAUCACCUUCCCUACCCUCCACCUUCCCGCAGAGAGGACGAAGCCAGGUGCCAGGGCUGGGGUCAGGACACCCAUGUUCUGGGGGGGCUUGACCCCAAAUCCCAGACCCUGGAAGCUCCAGGCUCGGGAUGUCUCCUGAGCACCUCUCCCAGCCCCCUCCUCUCCAGCCUGUCAGCCCAGCCUCCCCAGUCCCCUCCCCUUAACUCUAGGGGUAGCAUAGCCCUGAGGCCACCUUAGCCCAGCCCCUGCAUUGCCAUUUCCCCAGAGGUGGCCCGUCCACCUCUGCUCUGACCUCUCCCCGUCUCUUUGCCCCUCCUUCUUUUCUCACAAGUGCCAUGAGUUUUCAAACAUCUUCGGGUCUCAGCCUGCUGCUGCCAUGAACUUUGUUGGGUUAAGGGGGAGGGGCUCCAGGAAGGAACUGGGGGGAAGGGGACAGGUAGGUGGCUGGAGGGACCCUUUUUGCUGCUAGAAAGCCCCUCCCUUCUCCUGGGGAGCUGGGGCUGGCUUGUCCCCAUCAAUUAGGGGAGAAGGGGUCAGACCAAAGAUGGUGGUUUGUCCCGUGUAAGGGAACAGGUGUGGGGAAGAGGUGGGGUUGGGUUCCAACUCUGGCUUUUUCUGGUAGAAGGGCCUAACUCAUUACACCAGAAGACUAUGGGUGAAGUCUAGAUGGGGAGGAGAAGUGAGGCCAGGGACAGUCUUCCCAGACGACUCCGAGGAGGGCAGGGGACAGUUCCAUGGACCUUCCUGGACUGCACUAGGCUAGGAGCUCUUGUGUGGAGGGGCGGUCAGAGGUCUGUGAAGAGCGGGCAGGAGUCAUGGGCAGGCAAAGAGCCGGGCAGGCAAAGAGCCGGCCCGGCCCGGGCAGCAGCCCAGCUACAGCCUGUGGCUGCCCCCAACACCAGGAAGAGGGCUGGGAGAGUUCCAGGGGGGCUGAGAGACACAGGGAGGCCCACUUCCUCCCUGCCCAGCCUUCCUUGUAUUUCUCCAGACUCGGACAAUCAAAGGGAGAGAGGGUGUUAUCAGUCCUGUUUCAGCCGGCAUCACCCAGUGGCUUCUAGGCCUCAGAGCUGUGUGGCAGGGCCCCCUGCUGGGGCUGGACACCACUGCAGUCCAGUGCAAAGCUGCCCCCAGAGCCCAGGUGUCCCCCCCACCUAACCAGACCUGGUGCCUUGACGCCCCCAACCCAGCUGGGACGGUACAGAGAAGGGUCUUGGUUUCCUCUCCUACUCCCUUCCUUGGGCUCCUGAACUUUGCUCCUAAAUCUUGUUAAUUCUUUUUCUCUGGAUUUUGGUUUCUUUUGGCUUUCCCUUGCCUUCCCUUUCUCUCUCUGUCUCCAACUCUCUUUCCCCACGUGUUUCUCGCUGUCUCUAUGUUCCUCUUCUCUCAUCCUCAACUUUCUGUCCAUUUGGGCCUCCUCCCCGCCUCCCACACCCCAGCCCCUCCCUCCUUGGUCUCCUUUUCGAUAUGCCAAACCAAUUUUGGGUCGAGUGCAUUUAACGAGAACAAAACAAAAGGCUCAUAACAACAAGAACGUUUCAGAAAAAAACAAAAAGUUUAAAAAAAAUUGUUGAGUCAAAAAGUCAAACAAUAAAGAAAUUAAGAUUUCUUGGAA